GAAACAGGGGAUAAUACCGAGGAGCCGCCCGGGUUGCAGUCCCGCCCCGGAGCCGGCAGGGAGCGGAGCUGCGGAGCCGCCUGGCCUCCCGCGUCCAUCGGUCCAUUCCUGUGUCCUUCUGUCCAUCCGAACGCGCGCUGCAGGAGCAGCCACGAGUAGUGAGCACUGGACACAGGAUCCUUGGGUGCUACAAGCAUCCUGUAGCACCCAAGCUCCCCUGGACAUGACCCUUGGUGGACCAAGGUGGCAUGGCAGCGAACACAGACGUCGCCGGGCUGGAGGAGAGCUUCCGCAAGUUUGCCGUCCACGGCGAUCCCAAGGCCAGCGGGCAAGAGAUGAACGGCAAGAACUGGGCCAAGCUGUGCAAGGACUGCAAGGUGGCUGACGGGAAGGCCGUGACAGGGACCGACGUGGACAUCGUCUUCUCCAAAGUCAAGGGGAAAUCUGCUCGGGUCAUCAACUAUGAGGAGUUUAAGAAGGCCCUGGAAGAGCUGGCGGCCAAGCGAUUCAAGGGGAAGAGCAAGGAGGAGGCCUUUGAUGCCAUCUGCCAGCUGGUGGCCGGCAAGGAGCCAGCCAACGUGGGCGUCACUAAAGCAAGAACGGGGGGUGCUGUGGACCGGCUGACUGACACCAGCAAGUACACCGGCUCCCACAAGGAGCGCUUCGAUGAGAGUGGCAAGGGCAAGGGCAUCGCCGGACGACAAGACAUCCUGGAUGACAGUGGCUACGUGAGUGCCUACAAGAAUGCAGGCACCUAUGAUGCCAAGGUGAAGAAGUGAGGCUUGGGAAGGCCCCCCGAGUGUGGCUGCCCGAGCGUGGCUGCCCGGAGGCUCAGGCCUGGGCCUAAGGGGCACGUGGAGCCAGAGAGCCCAAACCCCUCCCUGCUGGACCUGCCACUCAGAGCUUCCUGCCUAGCCCUGCGGGGCCAGCCCACCAGGCCUCUGACCCAGACUGCUCUGCGUCCCCUUCCUCCUCUUCUUCCUGCCCCAACUUCUGUACCUCUGGGGAUAGCCUGUGCCUGUCCCUGCAGCCUCACCACUCCAACCCAGCCCUGGGCAUGGCUAACCCCUGCCUGCUUGCCUCAUAUUUAAGCUGCUGCUCUGGCCAAGUGCCUAAUUCUAACCCAGACCUCAAUAAAGACACCUUUUGUACCAGU
Messenger RNA from Carlito syrichta (Philippine tarsier), 1156 nucleotides. It is a transcript of the gene TPPP3, whose product is annotated as tubulin polymerization promoting protein family member 3. The record is from RefSeq and is a predicted model, not a curated record. NCBI's taxonomy places the organism in Eukaryota, Metazoa, Chordata, Mammalia, Primates, Tarsiidae. Gene Ontology annotation, biological process: positive regulation of protein polymerization; microtubule polymerization; microtubule bundle formation. Gene Ontology annotation, cellular component: microtubule. The coding region runs from base 249 to 779 and encodes 176 amino acids. The transcript is spliced from 5 exons. Gene Ontology annotation, molecular function: tubulin binding.